Messenger RNA from Colius striatus (speckled mousebird), 1279 nucleotides. Its product is annotated as E3 ubiquitin-protein ligase RNF128-like. Lineage: Eukaryota; Metazoa; Chordata; Aves; Coliiformes; Coliidae. The transcript has 8 exons. The coding region runs from base 1 to 1221 and encodes 406 amino acids. The record is from RefSeq and is a predicted model, not a curated record.
AUGGCCUGGGCCUCUGGAGUGACCUUCAGGUUGGACCAGGGCUUGAGGAGGCUGGAGCCAUCUCUGGGGGGAACAUCAUCCAAGCUGGAGUUUGAGCACACCAGCAACACCAGUGCCACCCAGCAGUGCAACUGUGGUGUCUAUGGCUCAGGAUCUCCUCGCCGUAGCGCCUCGGGGCUCGUGGCCAUUCCUGUCUCUGGCAGCCUUCAAGCCUGCGCCCCAAACACCCAGUUCAGCACCAGCCACCAGCCCUGGAUCGCGCUGAUCCAAAGCGGCAGCUGCAGCUUUGCUGACAAAAUCCAGGUGGCAGCCAGACGGGGAGCAGCGGCCGUUGUGAUCUACAACGCGCAGGGCAAAGGCAACGACGUUUUCCCCAUGAAGCCUCUCGGUGCUGAAAAUAUUGUUGCAAUUAUGAUUGGCAACCGGAAAGGCAUGGAGAUCUUACACCGCAUCAAGAGCGGCCUGAGAGUGACCAUGGCUAUAAAUGCGGGGAAAACAUUUGGACUUUUGGUGAUACUAUACACCAUCUUCUUCAUCUCUGUGUUGUUUCUCACGACCCUAAUAGCAAUUAUGUGCUACUACAUUUGGUAUUCUGUCCGGAGAUGCAAUGUUGCAGGGGCCCUGUCUGAUAGUCAGCAGCAGCUGAGGGCAAUGACUAAGUUGGCCAUAGAACAUUUUGAGCUGCGCACCAUGAAGCAAGGGGACAAGGAGCUUGGACCUGAAGGAGAAAUUUGUGUUGUGUACCUUGAGCCCUUCCAGCCGAAGCAAGACAUGCGUGUCCUGACCUGCAAGCACCUCUUCCACCAGUGCUGCACUGACCCCUGUCUCCUGGAGCACAGGAUAUGCUCAGUGUGCAAAUGGGACAUCUUCAACGUGCUGCGUGUUGAGGUGGAUGUAGAAGCGGCUGAGCAAGGCAGAGGAUCCAGUGGCAGAGCAUAUGUCUCCACAGUUGAUGAAGUGGGUGACAAUAGUGAAGCUGCAUCAUCUGGACAGGAUACUCUACAAACAACAAAUGAAUCUCUUCUGCAGGAGGAGCCACCAGUAGAAUUUCACAACGUGCAGCUUGUAAUCAAGGACACCCAGCCCCUUGAUGCCAAUGUUCUGCCACAAGACAACCACACAAGUUCUGAGGCUGACGAAGCUGAGGUUGGAGAACUGGAUCCUGUGGAGGAUCCAACAGCAGGGCAUAGGCCUUCAGCAAUCCUGACAGAUUGGUUGUAAACAGUUCCUGAUUUAUAUCCAGUUUGAAUAUUUAAAUAAAGGUUUGCUUUGAUGAGUC